Panicum hallii is the source of this 417-nucleotide messenger RNA. RefSeq names its product predicted GPI-anchored protein 58. The transcript is spliced from 3 exons. The record is from RefSeq and is a predicted model, not a curated record. The coding region runs from base 1 to 417 and encodes 138 amino acids. Lineage: Eukaryota; Viridiplantae; Streptophyta; Magnoliopsida; Poales; Poaceae.
AUGGUUACCAUCGUCGUGGCGGGCACCGUGCAAUCAGCUGGUGUGAGCCCGCCGCUGGCAACGAGCACUAUGGUUGAAAUACCAUGGGCCUUAAGAAUAAAGAAAGCUGUGAUGAAGAAAUCAUCGCUGUCUGUAACCGACAUGAGGUACAAGCCAAAGCCUGCCGCAGCUACUCCAGCCCCCGAGCCACCAGCCCCAGAGGAGCCCGCACCCGAGGAGCCAGCCCCCGAGGAGGACACAACACUGCCCGACGUGUCACCACCUGAGCCCCAGCAACCCGAAACCAAUGCCAGUGGUGAAGAACAAGUCGAGGCCACUAAUGCCGCUCCUGUAGAUGGCACAAGUACCCCGCAACCACCAACUGACGAGGCGACGGGUACCUCAAGGAACCCUGUACUGGUGCCCAGGUGUGGAUAA